AUGGUCGGCACCGACGUCGCCAUGGCAGCUCCUGCGAGCGAACUUGAAUUAGCAAAAAAAAACUUAACCGAUGCUAUUGGUGAUAAUAUAAAACACUACUGGGCGAAUCUGAAGCUGUGGUUCAAACAGAAAAUCAGCAAAGAAGAGUUCGACGUUGAAGCACGUCGUCUUUUGGGACAAGAUAACGUGCACGUUCACAACGACUUCCUGUUGGCCAUUCUGACACGAUGUCAGAUUAUUGUAUCCACACCAGAUGGCGCCGGCUCGUUGCCGUGGCCAGGCAGUUCUACCUCAAAACCCUGCAAGGCAAAUAAAGGCAAAAAGAAAUUUUCCUCUGUCCGUCAAAAAUUUGAUCACCGGUUUCAGGCGCAGAACCCUCUGAGCGGAGCGCAGCCGUUCAGCCCUCGUGAGCCGGGCGCUGAAGACGAGGAGCUGAGGUUGAGUGUGCACACGCUCCUGCUGCCCACACGCGGCCAGCUUGAGGCCCGCAUGAUGGUCACUGCCUUCGAGAUGGGCCUGGACAAUGUCGCCGAGGAAGCCGUGAGCACCAUGGUCUGUGCUAUCGAGGUCCACCUUAAAGACGUCAUCACUGCAGUGGUGUCGCGCAGAAAAGCGUACCGUCUAAGAGACGGACACUUCCAUUAUGCCUUUGGCAGUGAUAUCACGCCCCAGCCCUACCUGAAAAACAGCCUGGCUGCUUACCACACAGUCACAGACUGCCCUCCUCCCAGUGCCUCCCUGCCUGCUGGCCCGCCUCCCCAAGUAUCUCCUGACGAUGCAGAGCAGCAAGCUGCCCUGCUAUUGGCCUGCUCUGGUGGCAGUGUCCCUGCCCCUCUCCCGCCUAUUGGCAUGUAUGAUCUACUGGAAGCGCUUCAGGUGCACCGCCAGGUGAUGCCCUCCCACACCGUCUACGCUCUGAACAUGGAGCGCAUCCUGGCCCGCCUCUGGCACCCCAGCCAUGAGGAGCUUGAGCAGGACCACAUCCACAGGCGGCGGCUCGCCACCAAGGAGGGUCUGCUCGUCAGCUGAGGAGGGUGGAGGGUGGAGGUGGCUGCACCCCUCCAUGCCUCAUUUGUGCUUCACCGCUCGAUGUCUCUGGCAACAUGGCAACACGAGUUGUACAGGUCAACUGUUACUUCACAACGGGUUCUAUAGUUACACGAGUCGAGCUAUUUGUCCAGUGCAAGCCAAGAUUUGGUGUGGUAAAGGACACUGCUGUUGCCAUGGUGACCAUUGAUUAUGAGUAGACCAACUGUCUCCGGGUUGUUGAAACGGGAGUGGCGUCUCCACCGAUCGGCUAACGUGGUCGGAACCCAGAGAUCUUAGUCAUCAUGUAGAUGUGCAGUGUUCAGAACUGUCUUGCUCAGGGCAGUCCUGCCUGUAGGACACAUCCGCGCCACAGGGAGAGCUUCUUCUUGCUCACACUCUUGUGGAUUUAAAUACCAUUAGUCUGGCUACGUACAUGCCUUGCAAACCCCUCCUACAUAAAGGAAUGUUUAAUUUUAAGGUUUAAGGAAAGAAAGCACUGUUAUUAAUUUAGAAACAAAUAUGGUUGAAGGGUUUUGACACUUAAUACAAUCUUAAUAAAGUUUAUGUAAAGAGUUUAUGUAAAUUCUGAUUGCCAUAACUGAUUUGUGGUGUCCAAAGUAACUUGUUUAUAAGUACAUUAAAUAAUUGUUUUGAAUUAGAGCAA
Molecule: messenger RNA, 1693 nt
Organism: Electrophorus electricus (electric eel)
Lineage: Eukaryota; Metazoa; Chordata; Actinopteri; Gymnotiformes; Gymnotidae
Gene: tada1
Product: transcriptional adaptor 1
Biological process (GO): regulation of transcription by RNA polymerase II
Cellular component (GO): SAGA complex
Molecular function (GO): transcription coactivator activity
Source: RefSeq, a predicted model, not a curated record